AUUUAAUGAAGUGAAGAAGAAGAAGAGAUUCACAGAAAGUGUAGUUAGUGUUUUCCCUCGCCAUCUUCAAUCUUGAAUCAUGGCAACCACCCACCAACCUCUUCUUCUAGACACUCCCAAGAAAAGCCCUACUUUCUCUUGUAAAGCCAUGUUGCUCUUCCUCUGUUUAGUUACUAUCAUCUGCCCAUCUGCUUUGGUAGUUUUCCAUGUGAUCAACAAUAGUACCGUACCCCAUCUCUCUUUCCCUUCUCAAUUAUGUGUUCGGGUCCAAGACCCAUCUUCUUGCCUCCAGAUCUUCUUGAACAACUGUGUCUCUCGCAUAGUUGUCGCCAUCGAUGCCGCCAAUCACAUAAGCCGCCGGAUCAAUGAUGCCCGUCAACAGGCAGCUCUGGCUGACUGUGUGGAGCUGAUGGACCUCUCCAUCCACCGUGUGAAGGACUCCGCCGUUGCUAUCGGCGGUGGUUCAACUAAGUCGUCACUCGCCGACGCCCAUGCAUGGCUAAGCAGUGUACUCACAAACCAUGAGACCUGCUUGGAUGGGCUAAACGGUGGGCCGGCCCAAUCAUCUAUGGAGGCCCAUCUCCAGGACUUGAUAGCUCGGGCAAGAACCUCUUUAGCUAUGUUCACUGCGAUGUUACCAUCCGAUGAAGAAGCCUUCCGGUCAUUACAGGGAGGAUUCCCAUCGUGGGUCACUAGAAAGGACCGUAAGCUUCUGAACUCUCUUCCAAAAAGCAUCACCGCCAAUGUUGUGGUAGCCAGCGAUGGAAGCGGGAAGUACAAGACGGUACAGGAAGCGGUGGCAGCGGCACCCAACAAUGGGAACACCAGGUACGUGAUCUAUGUGAAGAAAGGGACUUACAAGGAGAAUGUUCAGGUUGGGAAGACAAAGAAGAACUUGAUGUUCGUUGGUGAUGGCAUGGAUUCUACCAUCAUUACAGGCAGCCUCAAUGUUGCUGAUGGAUCCACAACCUUCAACUCUGCUACAGUUGCUGUUGUUGCUGAUGGGUUCAUAGCACAAGACAUUUGGUUCCAGAACACGGCCGGACCGCAAAAGUACCAAGCAGUGGCACUCCGUGUCGGUGCGGAUCAAUCCGUCAUAAACCGGUGCCGCAUAGAUGCAUACCAAGACACCCUCUACACGUUGUCCCUCCGUCAGUUUUACAGGGAUUGUUACAUCUCCGGCACUGUCGAUUUCAUCUUUGGAAAUGCAGCUGUAGUGUUCCAGAACUGUCAAAUUGUUGCUAGGAAACCCUUGAGCGGCCAACAAAACACAGUGACAGCCCACGGCCGAACCGACCCGAACCAGAACACGGGGAUUUCGAUCCAGAAUUGCCAGAUCAUACCUAGCUCUGAUCUUGCACCCUUGGAGAGCUCAUUUCCUUCAUAUCUUGGACGUCCAUGGAAGGAGUACUCUAGGACUGUUGUGAUGGAAUCAUACAUUGCUGGACACAUUGAUCCCCUAGGAUGGUUGCCAUGGAAUGGGACUUUUGCAUUGAACACACUGUAUUAUGGGGAGUAUUCGAAUAGUGGACCGGGUGCAGGUACUAGCAAGCGAGUAACCUGGCCUGGUUAUCAUGUCAUCACCAGCUCGACAGAAGCCGGGAAAUUCACAGUGGCAGCGUUGAUACAAGGCGGCGCAUGGUUGAAAUCAACUGGAGUUUCUUAUACUGAAGGUCUCUGAUGUUAUAGAAU
Molecule: messenger RNA, 1692 nt
Organism: Telopea speciosissima
Lineage: Eukaryota; Viridiplantae; Streptophyta; Magnoliopsida; Proteales; Proteaceae
Product: pectinesterase-like
Exons: 2
Coding region: 80-1681 (533 amino acids)
Biological process (GO): cell wall modification
Molecular function (GO): pectinesterase inhibitor activity; pectinesterase activity
Source: RefSeq, a predicted model, not a curated record